This is a messenger RNA of Penicillium antarcticum, 894 nucleotides long. Its product is annotated as putative formin binding protein. Bases 1 to 894 code for a protein of 297 amino acids. The transcript is spliced from 2 exons. NCBI's taxonomy places the organism in Eukaryota, Fungi, Ascomycota, Eurotiomycetes, Eurotiales, Aspergillaceae. Gene Ontology annotation, biological process: mRNA splicing, via spliceosome. Gene Ontology annotation, cellular component: precatalytic spliceosome. The record is from RefSeq and is a predicted model, not a curated record. Gene Ontology annotation, molecular function: RNA binding.
AUGGCUGAACAUUGGAAAUCAGCACCAUGUCACUGGUGCAAACAGUGCAAGAUCUUCAUUCGCGACACACCUUUCGAAAAGACCCAACACGAAGCAAGCCCUAAACAUCAAGGCAGCCUCAAGCGCUUCCUCAGACAAAUCCACAAGGACAAUGAACAACAACAGAGAGACUCACAACGCGCGAAAAGCGAAGUUGAGCGCUUGCGACAGGCUGUCGGCGGCGGAUCCGCGUCGGACAAGGACGCCGCACCACCAUGGAAACGAAACGCACAGCCAGCGCCAAAGGCUGCAGAACGCCCUGCUACAUUAGAGGAGCGAAAGAAACAGAUCGCACAGCUCGCAGAAAUGGGAGUCGCUGUUCCUGAAGAAUUCCGCCGCGACAUGGCCUUGGCCGGAGAAUGGCAGACCUUGUCCGAGACAAAGAUCGAGCCUACGCAGGGAAUAGAUGGACCUACAAAGUCAGUUGGAGUGCGCAAGCGCAAACACGAAGGUGAGGAAGAGGAGGAGGACGAACAUGCCCCAGAACCAAUCGUGAACAAGGGCUGGGGGUCGAGGACGAAGCAAUAUCCCGGCGCGCAGGAUGACGAGGACCUGGAUGACCUGUUUGCAUCCACUAAAGACAUCAAGAAAACGAAAACUUUCACGCCAAAGGUUGAACUAGAUGGACAGUAUACUACCACUGGAGAAGCCGAUGCUACUGCUAAGUCUGUUAAGAAUGAAGACGAGCCUACCAAGCUGGAGACUCAAGAGAAAUCCGCGACCGAGGUGAAGACCGAGGUGAAGACCGAGGAACCUUUGCAGGUUGCAGAACCAACAGAAGAGAAACCACAAACCGAAGACGCUACACCUGGAGUUGUUUUCAAGAAGCGCAAGCCUAAAACAAUGAGGAAAUGA